AUGGUUAAAAAGGAUUCUUCAUCGAAUAUUAUUACAAAAAGCUGUUUGACAAAGGUGGAAACAUUCUUAUUUGGAAUGUCCACUACAAAUCCCUUAAGAGCACACUUUCAUUCAGAUGGACGCAAUAGAGCAAAUCUUCAUUUAGCAAAUCCUCAUUCAGCGUCAUCAGCUCCACCUACUCCAGGAAAAGCAGGGACAUCAGCAUCAUCAGCUCCACCUACUCCAGGAAAAGCAGGGACAUCAGCAUCAUCAGCUCCACCUACUCCAGGAAAAGCAGGGACAUCAGCAUCAUCAGCUCCACCUACUCCAGGAAAAGCAGGGACAUCAGCAUCAUCAGCUCCACCUACUCCAGGAAAAGCAGGGACAUCAGCAUCAUCAGCUCCACCUACUCCAGGAAAAGCAGGGACAUCAGCAUCAUCAGCUCCACCUACUCCAGGAAAAGCAGGGACAUCAGCAUCAUCAGCUCCACCUACUCCAGGAAAAGCAGGGACAUCAGCAUCAUCAGCUCCACCUACUCCAGGAAAAGCAGGGACAUCAGCAUCAUCAGCUCCACCUACUCCAGGAAAAGCAGGGACAUCAGCAUCAUCAGCUCCACCUACUCCAGGAAAAGCAGGGACAUCAGCAUCAUCAGCUCCACCUACUCCAGGAAAAGCAGGGACAUCAGCAUCAUCAGCUCCACCUACUCCAGGAAAAGCAGGGACAUCAGCAUCAUCAGCUCCACCUACUCCAGGAAAAGCAGGGACAUCAGCAUCAUCAGCUCCACCUACUCCAGGAAAAGCAGGGACAUCAGCAUCAUCAGCUCCACCUACUCCAGGAAAAGCAGGGACAUCAGCAUCAUCAGCUCCACCUACUCCAGGAAAAGCAGGGACAUCAGCAUCAUCAGCUCCACCUACUCCAGGAAAAGCAGGGACAUCAGCAUCAUCAGCUCCACCUACUCCAGGAAAAGCAGGGACAUCAGCAUCAUCAGCUCCACCUACUCCAGGAAAAGCAGGGACAUCAGCAUCAUCAGCUCCACCUACUCCAGGAAAAGCAGGGACAUCAGUGCCAUCAACUCCUCCUACUACAAAAGAAGCAGGGACUUCUGCGUCAUCAGCUCCACCUACUCCAGGAAAAGCAGGCACAUCAGUGCCAUCAACUCCACCUACUACAGAAGAAGCAGGGACUUCUGCGUCAUCUGCUCCACCUACUCCAGGAAAAGCAGGGACAUCAGAGCCAUCAACCUCACCUUCUCCAGAAGAAGGAGGGCCUUCUGCGUCAUCAGCUCCACCUACUCCAGGAAAAGCAGGGACAUCAGUGCCAUCAACUCCACCAACUACAAUAGAAGCAGAGACUUCUGCGUCAUCUGCUCCACCUACUCCAGGAAAAGCAGGGACAUCAGCGUCAUCAGCUCCACCUACUCCAGGAAAAGCAGGGACAUCAGAGCUAUCAACCUCACCUACGCCAGAAGAAGGAGGGCCUUCUGAGCUAUCAACCUCACCUACUCCAGAAGAAGGAGCGUCAUUAGCUCCACCUACUCCAGAAGAAGCAGGGACAUCUGAAACCAAUCUUUUUGUUUCAGAGCAACCAACCCCACCUACUCCAGAAGUAGCAGGGCCUUCUGACCCAUCAAUCACAACUACUCCUGAAGAAGCAGGGCCAUCUGGUAAAUAUCAAUACUUUGUGUCCAAUUUCAGACUAGUCUCGUCACCAGCUCCUCCUACACCAGAAGAAGCAGGGCCAUCUGAGCCAACAACCUCACCUACUCCAGAAGAAGAAGGGCCUUCUGAGCAACCAACUCCAGAAACUUUGUUUCAGAGUGAAUCACCUACUCCAGAAAUAAAAUCUGGGCCAUCAACCUCACCUACUCGACAAGAAGAAGGAUCUUCUGGGCCAUCAACUCCACUUACUCCAGAAGAAACAGGGCCUUCUGGGCCAUCAACCUCACCUACUCGACAAGAAGAAGGAUCUUCUGGGCCAUCAACUCCACUUACUCCAGAAGAAACAGGGCCUUCUGAUUUGUCCACUACGAAGGUUAGCGAGAGUGGUGGGCCUUCUGUCAUCCUCCAUCCUGGCCCCCUUUAUUACUGCACUACAAUGUCUCAAAGCCAAUUAUCUGAGAUGUUUCCCAUCCUACGAUCAGCCAGUCCAUCUUGCCGACCAGGUGAAUGUGGUACAUGGGGAAAAGGAGCAUAUAAGUGCUUGAAUGGUCAGACAUUCUACUGUAAAUCUAAAAGCACAAUGUCUUAUUGUCGUCACUGUGUUGAGAGUGGUGCUGAAUUUAAUAUAGAAACAAAGAGAAAUGAAUAUGGAAAUCUUGAGAAAAUGAAGAUUAAAAUUGAUGGCAAUGAGGUUGAUAUAAGUGGCAUGGACAUCACUGUGAACAGCAUAAUGAUACGUGUGCCAUAUAUGAACAAGAUCUUAAGAAUUCAAAAAUGUGGAAUGUAUACAAAACUCAUCAGUCGUCGAGAUAUUCUUUCUUUAGUAUGGGACUACAAACAAUUAUUAUGUUUAAACCUCAUAAAGAAAUAUCGCACGUGUGGUCUUUGUGGAGAUUCUCAAGGCGGCCCAGGAGAAGACUUGCUGGCAUUUAUUGAAGGUAAUAUCAUUGAAAAGGAUGGUGAAACUAAGAUUGAAACCAGUGAUCCAAAUGAAGAUGGAAUAAAGUAUUGCAACAGUAUAAUUUCAUACUACUUUUCAUCUGUGGUCUAUGGAAGCACUUCUCAAAAUGACUACAUCAAGAUAUGUGCAUAUGAAUAUAAUGAAUGUGCUGAAAAAGACAAAAGGAUGUGUGCAUGUUCGACCUUCAUUGAAUUGGCUCGGAUUUGUGGAAAUGCAGGCUGUUCAGACCUAUUGAAAUCAUGGAGGAAAGAUCCAAAUAUUUUGUGUGGUGUACCUCAAUGCCCAGAAACCCAAGUGUAUGAUGAAUGUGCUCCUGUUUCUCAACCAACAUGUUCUAACCCAUCCCCCUUUCAAGAAAAGGGUGUUGUCUCCGGUUGUACUUGCCCUGAAGGCCUUGUUAUUGAUGAUAUGGGAGGAAGCAUGUCGUGUAUACCUAAGUCUGGCUGCCCAUGUUCCUAUGGAGGAAGACUCUAUCAACUGGGAGAAACUCGACAAAGCACUUGCAACUCAGAGUGCACAUGUGCAGGAGGAAUAUGGCAUUGUUCUGAAGGCAGAUGUCCUGGAAUUUGUAAAGUGGAGGAAGGAUUAUUUAUAACAACAUAUGACGGCAAAACAUUUAGUUUAAACGGGAACUGCAAUUAUGUUGUGUCCCACGGUGAUGAUUGGAUUGUUUCUGCCGAGAUAAGUCAGACUCUCAAUGCUCAGUCAAAAACCUCCUUAAACAGCAUAACUCUUGUUCUAAAUCUGGGACGUGAAGAAAGCAAAUUUACCUUUAAAAACGAUGGACACAUUUUAAAUGACAACAUGAAAAGCCAAAAUUAUUAUGAGUCAGAUCAAAUACAGAUUUUAAGAUUUUCAGAAUAUAUUGUUAUAAAGACAUAUUUUGGACUGAACAUUGUUAUUCAAGCUGGUCUUGUGAUGCAAGUAUAUAUCUAUCUUUCAACACCUGGCUUUGAAAACACAAAGGGACUCUGUGGCUCAUACAAUUUCAAAGCAGAUGAUGAUUUUAUGUCUAAUCAAAAUAUACUGGAGUCUGUUCCAGAUGCUUUUGCACAUUCAUGGAAACUAUCAACUUGUCCUGAUCCAAGUCCUCCAACUUGUGUUAAUUUGGAUAAAGAAAUAUUUGCAGAUCAGCAUUGCUCUCAAGUCAAAGAUCCUAAUGGACCAUUUGCUAGCUGUCAUUUUGCUGUGGACUACAGACCCUUCGUUGAGAGAUGUGUAUUGUCGACAUGCAUGGGUGACGAUAUUAUCAUAGGCUUAUGCACCGCAUUGGGCAAUUAUGCUAUGGCUUGUGCAGAAAGUGGAGUUCUCUUGUCUAACUGGAGAAGUGAAAUGUGCAGAAAAGAAUGCAAAAACAACCAGGUCCUCCAGUAUAAUCAUGUUUCCUGUUACAGUACCUGCCAAUCAGUUUCACCACCCAAAAACGAUUGUAAGGGGCAAGAUCUUUUAAUUGAAGCAUGUGGUUGCCCAGAUGGGUUGUAUUUGAAUUCCCAGGAAUUUUGUGUCCCUAGAGUUGACUGUGAUUGUCAUCUGGGAUAUGACAUACUGGAAGCGCAUGCAUUAAUAGAAAUUAACGGCAAUUCAUGCAAUUGUUCAGAAGGAAGAAUAAUUUGUGUACCUCAAGGAGAUGAAAUGCCAGAAAUAUGCACUGGUGGAGCACAGUUUGUAGACUGCAGUUACCCAGAUUUACAGCGACGAGUUGACUUAGAAUGCAGUACUAGAAACUUACCAAGGAUACAUAAGGAUGGAGAUUGUAAACCUGGAUGUUACUGCCCUAUAUCUAUGGUUAGAAACUCCAAAGGAGAUUGUGUACCGCCCACAGAAUGUCCUUGUAUUUUUGGAGGUGAAGAAUAUGAAAAUGGAAGUUCAGUGAUGAUUUCCUGCAAUCUGUGUGAAUGCAACAGAGGAGUUUGGGCAUGUACAGAACAUGACUGUCAGUCUUCCUGCCACGUAUAUGGUGAUGGGCAUUUUCGAACAUUUGAUGGGAAGUGGUACAGCUAUGAUGGCCUCUGUCAGUAUACAAUUGUCGAAGAUUUCUGUAACAGUGGUGAUGGAACAUUUAGAAUUUUAGCACAAAGUGUCCCUUGCUGUGAAGAUGGACUAACUUGUGCAAGGAAAAUAGUCAUUUCAUUGCAGGGUGUUAAUAUAAUUCUGCAGGAUGGAAAAACAAAAACAGUAAAUUCCGAAACAGUAGAUUGUGCUGGCAACAAAUUAACAUCUAGUUUUUUUGUUAACACUGUUGGUUUGUAUGUAAUUGUCAGUAUUUCAAAUGGAGUUUCUGUAAUUUGGGAUGGAAAUACAAGAAUAUCUGUUCUGCUUGAUCCACAUUGGAGUGGAAAGGUUUGUGGCCUCUGUGGGAAUAACAAUGGGGACCUCAAGGAUGAUUUCAAAGCAAGGGAUGGUUCUGUAGUUGUUGAAACAUUGAAAUUUGGAAACAGUUGGAAAGUUGAUCCAUUUUGCCUAGACACAGAGACACAAGUAUAUCCUUGUGAUGCCAACGCCUAUUGCAAAUCAUGGGCAUUGAGAAAAUGCCAGCUCAUAAAAGAAGCUACUUUUAAAGAUUGCCACCACAAGGUUGACCCAGCUCCAUACUAUGAAGCUUGUUUACAAGAAGCCUGUGUGUGUGAAAUGGAAGGGAAAUAUCUUGGGUUUUGUACAACUGUUGCAAUGUAUGCAGAAGCUUGCACAGCUGCUGGAGUAUGUGUUCAGUGGCGGUCACCAGUUCUUUGCCCUGUUUAUUGUGACUAUUAUAAUGCUCGAGGUGAAAAUAUUUGGCAUUAUGAAGCUUGUGGCUCUGCACAGAAUAAAACGUGUAAUAACCAAGCGAUUGGACAGAGAUUCUCAUCUUUAUUAGAAGGUUGUUAUGCAACGUGCCCUGACAGUGCACCAUACUUGGAUGAAAACACUAUGAAAUGUGUUAAUCUUUCUGAAUGCACCUGCUACAACAAUGGUGAUAUACUUCCGGCUAAUUCAGUUAUCGUAGAUGAAUGUGGCAAAUUCUGUCGCUGUAUCUCUGGGAACGUGAUUUGUUCUGAAACACCAUAUGACAGUCCAGAAACACCACAUGGCGUAACAGAAACACCAUAUGACAGUCCAGAAACACCAUAUGGAGGUCCAGGAUAUACGGGUGUUGUGACAGAAACAACAUAUGGCGGUCCAAAAACAACAUAUGGCGGUCCAAGUAUGUUACCACAAUAG
Molecule: messenger RNA, 5796 nt
Organism: Spea bombifrons (plains spadefoot toad)
Lineage: Eukaryota; Metazoa; Chordata; Amphibia; Anura; Pelobatidae
Product: mucin-19-like
Exons: 81
Coding region: 1-5796 (1931 amino acids)
Cellular component (GO): extracellular matrix
Molecular function (GO): protein binding
Source: RefSeq, a predicted model, not a curated record